AUGGCGGAGGUGUCUGCGAGCCCCCGCAACGUCCUGGCUUCCUUCGAGAACGCGGGUGAGGGGAAGGCAGUCGCGGUCACCUGCAAGGAGAUGGUCGAUGCAAUGUCCAGCGCCCCUGGCUACGACACGCUCGAGAAGUGGAUGCAGCGCAAGGUGAAGGACUCUUUGGCAGAGCCCGCGCACGGGAGCGUGACUUCGCCUGCCAUCACGGCCGCGAUGCGACACCACUGCGGCUUGCUCCGCCCAGAUGGGCCCCUCUUCCGCCAGCUCUUCCUCCCCGAGACGCCGAAGGAACAGGGCCUCCAGAAGUCCGUUUACGGCGUCCAGCUCUUCGUGGCACUUGCCGUCCACAUCGCGUGCAGCCCCGCCCCGUUCGGAGUCUCCGAGUGCCGCGUCGUCAUCGAGGGCUCGGAGCUGAUCAUCGCGGUUCGCGCCUCCGCGACCGUGGGCCUGGGCGGCAACUUUGCGGUGGAGCUGAAGUCGAACAUGAUGGCCAUGCUACCUGCGGGCUACCAGUUCCUAAUCUACCACAAGGACGUCUCGCGUGGAUACCGCUGGGGGCUCUCUCCCGAGGGGGACACCCAGCGGACGCAGGUCAUGGUCGCGUCCGUGCUGGAGGCGCAUGACGCCCUGAAAGUGGCCCGGGAGCUCGGGCACAUGUUUGCGACAUUCUGUCCACGGGACUUCCGUGUCUGGUUCAGCUUGAGGCUGCACAGGGGCAUCGGGGACGUGCUCGGGAUCGCGAUCGACGCGGACGACGUCGCUUGGAUGCCGAACGGCGAGCAGUUCGUCGCGACCACGGGCAUGGUGUGCCGUAAGAUGCUGGAGGUUCUUGAGUGGCUCUACCGUAAUGGCUUGAUGUGGUUCUGUCUCGAGAACGUUGCCGGCAUAGCAUACAAGCGGAAGGACUUCCGCGUCUCCCGGCACAAGGUGGACUCCACGGAGAGCGGCCUCCCGGCCAAGCGGCAGAGAAUCUACAUCAUCGGGAUGAGCAAGCAUCUGCUACUCGGCGCUGGCUGCGGCUUCCCUGCCCCCUUGCCUCCCAUGGCCCCUGUGAAGCUUUCUGAGUUCCUCGACGCCGAGGGCCCCUCCGAGUCGCCGCUCCCCGCUGCUCCUGGCGCCCGCCUGAACGUGGAGGUGUACAACAAGCUGUACCUCGACAUGCAGAAGGCUCGGGGCGAGGCCGCGGGCGCCGUGGCCGUUUGCGAUUUGACGCGAGAUCCUACCAAAGUGUUCGGGAGGUUUUUGUAUCCAGAGUCCUGCGGGGCCCUCACCACUAAGAACACCUACUUGUGGGUCGUGGGCCGUUUAGAUGGCAAAGUGGAGGGCCAUGGGCGUUGGCUCAGGCUAUCCGAGCGGUGCAGGAUCAUGGGCCUAGCUCCUGAGAGCCUCGUGGGGGUGAUCACUGAUAAGGCCUUGAUGAAAGCCGUGGGGAACACCAUGGCGGUCGGCACGGUGGGCAGGGCGUUGACCCCAAUCAUGCGGGUAUGCAAGAGGUGCGAAGUGAACCAGGGGGGCCUCCCAGUCAUGCUGCCCCAGGGGUUCCAAGUGAGCGAGGGCCCGUCGACCAGGUUCGACGUGAGCGAUGUCCAGCCGACCGCGAAGAGGGCCCGCACGAGCACCGACUGCCGCGAUCACUGCGUUUGCGGUAGGAAGGCGGAGAGGGCAGAGAUGAUUCGCAGCGCGGGGCUGAAAUGCACGGAGACAAGCGGCAAGGCAACGUGCGAGGGCGAUGAGGGCCAGAAGCUCUCGCUGAUCAUCUCGUGGGCGGCAGCCCGUUCCGCCAGCGACGGGUCGGUUUCUUGGACAUCAUGGCUGAGCUGGGCGCCGACGUCUACCCAGCGCGCCCUCGCGCCGUCGAUGUUGAAUGCCACGGGCGCGCCGUCGAUGCUCCGCGCCGCGAUUAUGCCGCCCAUGUUGCCCCAGAGCCUGUUGAGGCUGCAUGCCGCGGACGCGCCAUCGAUGCUGCAAGCCACGAGUGUGCCGCCGAUGGUGUCGCCGAGCCUGUCGAUGCUGCAAGCCGCGGACGUGCCGUCGGUGCUGAUGGCCACGAUUGUGCCGUUGAUCCUGGCGCCGUUGAGCUCGUCAGCGCUGCAAGCCGUGGACGCGCCGUCGGCGCUGGCAGCCGCGAUUGCGCCGUUGCCCCUGGUGUCGCUGAGCCCGAGGGCGCUGCAAGGCAUGGGCUUGCCGUCGACGCUGCUCUCGCCGAGCCCGUCGACGCCGACAGCCGCGGUCGCGCGAGGCAGUGCCGUCGCUGGCGGUGGGAUCACCUGCGAAUCCAGUGCCAGCGCGGACGGUGCGAUCACUCGCCGAUUCAGUGCCAACGCUGGUGCCGCCUCCAGCGGCGGCGGCGGCGGCGCUCUGUUCGGCGCCGGCACGGGUGCGGCCUCCAGCGGUGCUGGCGGUUUGUUUGGCGCUGGCGCGAGCGGUGCGGCCUCCAGCGGUGCUGGCGGUUUGUUUGGCGCUGGCGCGAGCGGUGCAGCUUCCGGCGAUGUUGGCGGGUUGUUUGGCGCCGGCGCUGCCUCCGCGGGCGCCGCGGGGCUCUUCGGCGCUGGAGCCAGCGGCGCUGCCUCUGGGGCUGGCGGACUGUUCGGCGCUGCCUCUGGGGCUGGCGCAGUGUUUGGAGCCGGGACCAGCGGCGCUGCCUCUGGGGCUGGCGCACUGUUCGGUGCCGGCACAGGCGCUGCCUCUGGGGCUGGCGGACUAUUUGGCGCUGCCUCCGGGGCCGGCGCAGUGUUUGGAGCCGGGACCAGCGGCGCUGCCUCCGGGGCCGGCGCGCUGUUCGGCGCUGCCUCCGGGGCCGGCGGGUUGUUUGGUGCCGGCGCCAGCGGUGCAGCCUCCGGCGCUGGCGCACUAUUCGGCGCUGGCACGGGCGGUGCAGCCGCCAGUGGGGGGUUGUUUGGCGCUUCAGGCGGCGCCUCCGCCGGCGCUGGCGGUUUGUUUGGCGCUAGCACCAGUGGCUCCGCCGGCGCCCUGUUCGGCGCCAGCGCCGGCGCGGCCGCCGCCGGGGCCUCCGCAGGGGCCGGAACGCUGCAGCAGGCGAAGGCCGCCGUGGUCGAGCACCGCAAGGUGAGCGACCUCAUGCGGACGUGGGAGGAGAGGGUCCACAAGCAGGCCCAGCACUUCGAGUCCUUCGCAGCGCAGGUGAUGCAGAACGACACCGAGAUCAUUGCCUACGCCGCGAAAGUGAAGGGGCUGGCUUCGGAGCACGAGAAGCUGAAGAAUAGGCAAGAGCGCGUGGACACGUCCAUCCAGCAGAUCUGGGAGCAGCAAGACGCGCUUGGUCGUCUGCUGGCAAGCUUGGAGGACACGCUGCAGACGCGGUUGCCGGGCCCCGCCGCGGGCGCGCUGGUGCCGGAGGGGGCGCACCGGAGGGCCCAGGUGCUGACCGCCCAGCUGGACGAGCUGGACAGGCAGGCCGAGGAGCUGGCAAGGGAGACGGAGACGGCCAGGUCCACUCUCUACGCCGAGCCGCUCACCUCCGUGGUGCGCGUUCUUGACGCCCAUGCGAGCGCGCUGGACUCCAUACAGGCCCAGGCGAGCUCCCUGGAGCAGAGCAUCCGGAAGGCCGAGGCCUCGCUGUGA
Messenger RNA from Prorocentrum cordatum, 3585 nucleotides. The record is from the annotation of a GenBank genome assembly. Lineage: Eukaryota; Dinophyceae; Prorocentrales; Prorocentraceae.